AUGGCCGCCGCCGUCCCGAAAGAACAGGCGGCUGCCGCCGCGGAGCCCGCGAGGAAGGCCGAGCCCGUAAAGAACUACAAGGGCUUCGUCGCCGGCGUCUUCUCCGGCAUCGCCAAGCUCUCCGGUAAGCGACAACAAUCUUCCACUCUACUUCACUUCACUUCACCAUGCCCCCGUCUCCCGUCCAGGACUAACAGCACCCCCAAAGUCGGCCACCCCUUCGACACAGUCAAGGUCCGCCUCCAGACCACCGACGCGACCCGCUUCUCGGGCCCCCUGCAGUGCGUCGCCCAGACCGUCCGCAACGAGGGGCUCCGGGGCCUGUACAAGGGCGCCACCCCGCCCCUCGUCGGCUGGAUGUUCAUGGACAGCGUCAUGCUCGGCUCCCUGACCGUCUACCGCCGCCUGCUGCGCGAGAACCUCUUCGCCCCGCCGCUGCACCGGCCCCACGCCGAGGCCGACUACCACGACCACCUGCCCUCCCACGGCCACGGCCUGGCCGGCAUCAUGGCCGGUUCGACCGUCAGCUUCAUCGCCGCGCCCGUCGAGCACGUCAAGGCGCGCCUGCAGAUCCAGUACGCCGCGAAGAAGUCCGAGAGGCUGUACAGGGGCCCCAUCGACUGCCUCGCCAAGAUCUACCGGCACCACGGCGUCGCGGGCGUCUACCACGGCCUGUCGGCCACGCUCAUCUUCCGCUCCUUCUUCUUCUUCUGGUGGGGCAGCUACGACCUCUUCACGCGCUGGUUCAAGCGGAACACGAGCCUGAGCGCGCCGGCCAUCAACUUCUGGGCCGGCGGGCUGAGCGCCCAGGUCUUCUGGAUCACGAGCUACCCGAGCGACGUGGUCAAGCAGCGCAUCAUGACGGACCCGCUCGGCGGCGGGCUGAACGACGGUGAGCGCAGGUUCAGGAGGUGGAAGGACGCGGCCAAGGCGGUCUACCGGGAAGGCGGCGCGAAGGGGUACUGGAGAGGCUUCUUGCCCUGCUUUCUGCGCGCGUUCCCGGCCAACGCAAUGGCGCUGGUCGCAUUCGAGGGCGUCAUGAGGACGUUACCGUAG
Molecule: messenger RNA, 1056 nt
Organism: Thyridium curvatum
Lineage: Eukaryota; Fungi; Ascomycota; Sordariomycetes; Thyridiales; Thyridiaceae
Exons: 1
Coding region: 1-1056 (351 amino acids)
Biological process (GO): transmembrane transport
Molecular function (GO): transmembrane transporter activity
Source: RefSeq, a predicted model, not a curated record